AUGUCCGAUUUCAAGCUCUCUGCUCAGCUGGCCGCUCACAGCGCUGAUGUUCGACACGUUUGUUUCCCCAGUCCGGAGCUCGUCUUCUCUGCCGCCAGAGACUGUACCGUCCGCGCCUGGAAGCGAACAGCUGCCGCUCCCCCGAAUUUCGAGCCUUCCGUCGUCACCCAGGGAUCCGAGUUCUACAAUAGCCUGGCAUACCUGCCACCUUCUCCCGACUACCCGGAUGGCCUGGUCGUCUCCGCCGGCACAGACACCAUUAUCGAUGUCAGAAGAGCCAACUCUACGCCCUCUGACAAUGCCGAGCGCUUACUCAUUGGUCAUGCCCGAAACGUGUGCGCCCUGGCCGCCCUCCCCGGCGGCAAGCAUAUCGUGUCCUCCAGUUGGGAUAAGACAGCCCGGAUAUGGAGCGUUGAUAAGUGGGAGACGGAAGCGGUCCUAACCGGGAAUGAGGAGGCAGUGUGGGAUGUUCUGCCUUUGGACGAGCAAACCAUUGUGACCGCCUCCGCUGAUAAGAACAUCCGCAUCUACGACCGCCGAAAGGUAGUGGCCGGCCAGCUUGAGCCCAGGUCGACUAUAUACACCCCAGACGUCGUUCGCGCUCUAUGCGAAGUUCCGAAAGGCCACGCCAGCGGCGCCGACUUUGCUAGCGCGAGUAACGACGGAAUCAUUCGCCUGUGGAAGCUAAGUGGCCAGCAAGUCGGCGAGCUUCGCGGCCACGAGAGCUUCAUCUAUUCCCUCGCGACCCUACCAUCCGGAGAGCUGGUUAGUUCCGGCGAGGAUCGGACAGUUCGCGUGUGGGAAGGAACGGAAUGCAUUCAAACUAUUACGCAUCCGGCCAUUUCGGUCUGGACCGUCUCCGUAUGUCCCGGGAGCGGGGAUAUCGCGACGGGCGCUAGCGACGGGGUCGUUCGCAUAUUCUCUCGUAGCCCCGAACGUCUGGCAAGCCCCGACACGCUGGCACAUUUCGACGAGUCAGUCAGGUCUUCUUCGAUACCGCAGCAACAAGUUGGCGGGAUCAACAAGGAGAAGCUCCCAGGGCCGGAUUUCUUGAAGAACAAGUCGGGCACCAAGGAGGGGCAGGUGCAGAUGAUAAAAGAAGAGAAUGGUUCCGUUACAGCGCAUCAGUGGUCGAUGGGCCAGCAACAGUGGAUCAACGUUGGAACAGUAGUUGAUUCAGUCGGCAGUAGCGGCCGCAAGACGGAGUACAAUGGACAGUCUUACGACUACGUCUUUGAUGUCGCCAUCGAAGAGGGCCAGCCUUCUCUAAAACUUCCCUACAACUUAUCUGAGAAUCCCUACACCCGAGCUCAAAAGUUCAUCGACGACAACGAGCUUUCGCAGAACUUUUUAGACCAGGUCGCGCAGUUCAUCGUCAGCAACACGCAAGGAGCUACGAUCGGCCAGAGUUCAGGAGAUUCAGGGGGGGCAGACCCUUACGGUACGGAGUCUCGGUAUCGACCAGGCGACGACACCAGUGAUUCAAAAAGCAGAGUUAUACCGCAUCGCGAAUAUCUUGAUAUCACUGCUGCUAAAUAUGAGCCAAUAUUCAAGAAGAUCUUGAGCGUAAACUCGUCACUAGUAGCCUCUGGGCGCAAGGACUAUUCUCUCAACCCACCUGCCCAGGAAGUUCUGUUAACAGUACGGCAGAGAUUAGAGGCGAAUCAGCCGAUAGGUGAUGAAAACUCCAUCGCGCUGGUGGUUAGGUUGUGCACGCAGUGGGACUAUCCGGACCGACUAGCGCCUCUCGAUCUUUUGCGUUGCAUCGCGACGUCUCCUGCCGCUGCCAGGUUCAAUUCAGCGGACCUUAGUAUCGUUCAGAUGGUCGUUGAUGCUGCUCUCGAAGGCAUGCCAGCCGGCAGCCAGCCGAACGAGAAUUGUGCUAUGAUGGCAGCUCGCACGCUUACCAACUUAUUCAAGUCGACGGAGGGCCGAAAGCUGCUUGCGCAACCAUCGGAAGCAUUCAAAGCCGUGUCCUUCAUUGACCGAGUGUUAGGCAUUGGUGGACAGGCUCCGAUUGGCCCCUUUAACCGCAACCUGCUGAUCGCUUUAACGACAACCAUAGUAAAUUUUGCCGCUUUAGCGUCCAGGGAGCCGGGGAGCGUGAGAACCAGCGUGCAGGUCCGCCUAUUUACGGCCCUCACCCGGAUUCUUCAGAAGCAAACCGACGGAGAGGUUCUGUUUCGGGCACUGGUGGCCGCGGGGACUCUUAUCACCGUGAUCGGCAAGACCGCCCCCGAAGCGAAGAGCCUGGUCGCAUGCAUAGGAUCAACCAAGGAUCGUGUUUCCGAGCCAAGGGUAAAGGAGGUUGCGGAGGAAUGUUUAACGCUACUGAGAUGA
Molecule: messenger RNA, 2340 nt
Organism: Durotheca rogersii
Lineage: Eukaryota; Fungi; Ascomycota; Sordariomycetes; Xylariales; Xylariaceae
Product: PFU-domain-containing protein
Exons: 3
Coding region: 1-2340 (779 amino acids)
Biological process (GO): ubiquitin recycling; proteasome-mediated ubiquitin-dependent protein catabolic process
Cellular component (GO): cytoplasm; nucleus
Molecular function (GO): ubiquitin binding
Source: RefSeq, a predicted model, not a curated record